Molecule: messenger RNA, 2056 nt
Organism: Triticum dicoccoides
Lineage: Eukaryota; Viridiplantae; Streptophyta; Magnoliopsida; Poales; Poaceae
Product: polyamine oxidase 3
Exons: 10
Coding region: 515-2056 (513 amino acids)
Biological process (GO): polyamine catabolic process
Cellular component (GO): peroxisome
Molecular function (GO): polyamine oxidase activity
Source: RefSeq, a predicted model, not a curated record
GGAGCCCAACACCAGCAGCAGCAACGCACCGUCCCCAGACAGACCCCGAGCCCGAGCCCAAAAGCCAGGAAGGAAGGAAGCACAAAGACUCUCCACCCACCUACUCGAAACCAAAAUCCCCUCUCCGACUCUCAGAAAUCCAGCGCGGCGAUUCUGAUCUACAUACAGAUCCCCUUGAGCUCCCUCGCUCGCUCGCUCCGGCCGGUCGUCGAGAUUUGGAGUGCCUGAGACGUUCAUGGGUGUGGAGUGAGAUCGAGAGCGGGGACCGUGAAUUCCUACGAGGGCCGCCAUUCGGCUUGCGCGUCUGCAUGAACUGUUUCGUCAAUCUGGGACUCAACUCCAACUCCAACCACUACGUCGCCUGCCUCCUCAUCUUCCUGCUGCAUUUCUCCCCGCAGCCGCUGCUGAUAAAUCACCCCAAUUCCAAUUCCAAUUCAAGUAGAAGUAAUCGUCAAGAAGGAGAAUCCAAUCCCAGUACUAGUAAUCGUUAAGGGGGGAAAACAGAGCUCAACAAAUGGCGAACAACAACAGCUCAUACGGUGAAAAUGUCAGUAGAAAAUCCCACACGCCUUCUGCUAUCGUUAUUGGUGGUGGGUUUGCAGGCAUUGCUGCUGCAAAUGCGCUCAGGAAUGCGUCCUUCGAGGUCGUUCUUCUGGAAUCCCGUGACCGGAUAGGUGGCCGAGUUCACACUGACUACUCUUUUGGGUUUCCUGUUGAUCUUGGGGCAUCUUGGCUUCAUGGUGUUUGUGAAGAAAAUCCCCUGGCACCGAUCAUUGGAAGACUCGGGCUUCCACUGUACCGCACCAGUGGAGAUGACUCUGUCCUUUUCGACCAUGAUCUCGAGAGUUAUGCACUUUAUGACACUAAUGGCUCUCAAGUCCCACAAGAGUUUGUAGAAAAGAUAGGGAAAGUGUUUGAGGCUAUACUGGAAGAGACUGGCAAAUUAAGGGAAGAAAUGAAGGAAGAUAUUUCUAUAGCUAAGGCCAUUGCAAUUGUUUUGGAGAGAAAUCCACACUUGAGGCAAGAAGGGAUUGCACAUGAUGUUCUCCAGUGGUAUUUGUGCCGCAUGGAGGGUUGGUUUGCUACUGAUGCGGAUGCCAUCUCGCUCCAGUGUUGGGACCAGGAAGUUCUUCUUCCUGGUGGCCAUGGUCUCAUGGUUCGUGGAUAUCGUCCAGUUAUAAAUACUUUGGCAAAAGGUCUAGAUAUACGCCUUGGUCACAGGUAUGCAUAUCUCUGUUUUUCCUCUAAAUGUUAUGAACAUGGUCCCACCUUCCAUUUGUUAGUACUGAUCCAAGCUCUUCUCCUCAGGGUUGUUGAAAUUGUUCGGCACUGGAAUAGAGUAGAGGUUACUGUAAGCAAUGGUAAAACAUUUGUUGCGGAUGCUGCAGUCAUCACCGUUCCCUUGGGUGUUCUUAAAUCAAACACCAUUAAGUUUGAGCCGAGGCUCCCGGAAUGGAAGGAGGAAGCGAUAAGAGAACUGUCAGUUGGAGUCGAGAACAAAAUAGUUCUCCACUUCAGUGAGGUUUUCUGGCCUAACGUGGAGUUCCUCGGAGUAGUUUCAUCCACCACAUAUGGCUGCAGCUAUUUCCUCAACCUUCACAAGGCAACAGGGCAUGCUGUUCUUGUUUACAUGCCUGCAGGCCGGCUUGCUUGUGACAUUGAAAAGAUGUCGGAUGAGGCUGCUGCUCAAUUUGCCUUUUCCCAGUUGAAGAAGAUCCUCCCUAAUGCAGCUGAGCCGCUUAACUACCUGGUGUCACACUGGGGCUCAGACGAGAACACGCUUGGUUCCUACACCUUUGACGGGGUAGGCAAGCCGCGCGACCUGUACGAGAAGCUCCGCAUCCCCGUCGACAACCUAUUCUUUGCCGGGGAGGCCACAAGCGUCCAGUACACGGGCACGGUGCACGGCGCCUUCUCCACGGGGGAGAUGGCGGCCGAGGAGUGCCGGAUGAGGGUCCUGGAGAAGUUCAGGGAGCUGGACAUGCUGGAGAUGUGCCACCCGAUGGCCGAGCAAACGGCCACCGUCUCCGUCCCGCUGCUCAUCUCCCGGCUGUAA